Messenger RNA from Dermacentor andersoni, 1417 nucleotides. NCBI's taxonomy places the organism in Eukaryota, Metazoa, Arthropoda, Arachnida, Ixodida, Ixodidae. The record is from RefSeq and is a predicted model, not a curated record.
AUGCCUAUCAAUUCCCAGCCGGAUCCUUCCUUCUUCAGUGGGCAAGGUGGCAGCAGUACGAGCAUCAUGCUUACCCGCUGCCUAUUUCUUACGCAGGUAUGUUACUUUCAGAAUGCCUGCUGCAUUCGCUCUGAUGACCGAUUCUUACUGCUGCUCCCUUGCCCACACCUUUCUCGCAGAUGCUUUGCUUAUAUUUCUUUGUACUCGCAGCUCGCUGUUUGUAUUAGUAGAUUGUUACAGAGUGGGGACAUUGAAAGCAAUCCUGGUCCUCGCUCCCAAAAAAAUCCGAGCCUUUCGCAAGGUUUUGAUGAUCAACCAUCGGUGUCUGAAAUGCUCGCUGAGCUUUUGAACGGGCAGAAAAGAUUAGCUGAGGAUGUCGCCGAAAUUAAAAACUUUCAACAAUCUGUUAAUACACGUUUUGAGACUAUCGAAUCGCGUCUGGCCGCUCUGAAGUCCUCGUCACAUAAGCCUGCCGUCCCAAGCGACAGCCUUAACAGUGAACUCGCACGUCUAACAAGCGAAAUUCACAACCUUUCAACUAAAAAUGAUGAAUUAGAAAACCGUGCUCGAAGGAACAAUUUAAUCUUACAUGGUCUGCCAGAAUCCUCCGAUGAAGAUAAUGAACGCCUGUCCUCAGACAUUGCGAAAUGGUUUGAGGAUAAACUUAAAAUGAGCUGUCCUCAAAUAGAAAGAUGCCAUCGUCUUGGAAGGCCUUCACGUGACCGUCCGCGACCCGUGAUUAUGAAACUUCUGGACUACCGGGAGAAAGUUUCGGUAUUAAAAAGUGGUCACAAGCUAAAGGAAACCGAUUACCGUAUUUCGGAAGAUUUUUCACUACGUGUCCGGAAUAUUCGCAAGAAACUUUGGGAAGCGUCUGAGAGUUUUAGGAACAACGGGUGCACGGUCCGCAUACGGUUUGACCAUAUAUUUAUUGAUAAAAUUCGCUAUAACUGGAACAGCGCUUCUAAUACACUAGAGAAAGUACAUCGUAAUACAGCACUAAAUAGCGUUGCACCUGCCUCUCCGCCUUGACUCCUUCGUCGCAAAACCAAUGACCUCCGUGUAUUAAAUAUUAACGCAAGAAGCCUUCUCAAUAAAUUUUCCGACUUCAUCUGUCUAGUAACUGCUCAUUCCCCCCAUAUUAUAGGCAUUACGGAAACAUGGCUACAUGACGGCAUAUUCGACUCCGAAGUUGCGUUAAGUGACUACACAUUGGUAAGAGUUGACAGACCAAAUGGUAGAGGUGGCGGUGUCGCCCUCUAUAUACAGUCCCACCUGAAGUUUUCAGUCCUUGAAACCCCAUGUGAAAUUGAAUUGCUUUUGUGCAAGAUUCAUUUGGAAAGGUCAUCCGCGCUAAUUGGAGUGUUUUACCGGCCUCCUGGCUCUUGUGGUGAUCAGUUCACUUUUCUUAGCAACA